Molecule: messenger RNA, 2628 nt
Organism: Adineta ricciae
Lineage: Eukaryota; Metazoa; Rotifera; Eurotatoria; Adinetida; Adinetidae
Source: the annotation of a GenBank genome assembly
AUGGUCAGUCGACUGACGACAACAUCGCCAUCUGAGACAUUCAUUAAUAUUCGCAAAGAAUGUGCAUCAAUAUAUCAUGUUAUCGAACGACUAUCAACAUUAACUGCUGAUGCGAUUGAAGACGACCAGCGAAAUCAAAUUGAACAUCGAAUCAAACAUAUCAGAAGUCUCUCAUGGGAAAAUUUCAAUCCACCAUCUUGUGAACUGAUUUCGAAUUGUCAAUAUUUAUCUCCUUCUCCAAAUAUAACUGCUGAAUUUAUUCGACAUCUCUAUCAAAAUCGAUCAUCUCUAUCCCCAUCAUCUUCAUCGUCAUCAUCAUGUUCAUCAACAACAACUCAUUGUUCAUUUUCUACAUCGGGUAGUUGGACACUCGAUCUGCCAUUGUACAAUCAAAAUACAAGUGUUCAAUUACCUUUACUAUCCAUUACCAACGAAGCGAUAGAAUCCCCAGUGGAACAAAAAGACGAACCAGAACAAGAGCAACGCGUUCUUCAACGUUCCGAAACAUUCGUAAUUACAAAAAUACCAGAAAAAGAGACACAAGAGGAAGCAGAAGUACCAUCGUCAGCUUUGCUUUCUAAUGUCAAAACGAUGACAACGAACGAGCGCACUUCAAAUUCCAAUGUUCAGCGUUGUUCAUUAACACGAGCAAUGCCUUCCUCAACAGCACCAGCUGUAAUACGUCCCUCACGAUUACCAUCACGUUGUUCAAACAAUCGUCCACUAGCGAACGCAACUAACACUUCAAAUAAUAAAACGCUUCCAUUAAACAAUAAUAAUAAUAAUAAUAAUAAUAAUAAUAAUAAUAAUCGCUCUCUUUCGGUUAAGAAAGCUUCGAAAUUACCCAUUCGGACAACGACAUCGUUAACAAAACAAGUAGUACCCGUGAAAAAAGCCAUCAAUGUUCAGACAUCUGUUGCAGCAAAGACAAAGAAAGAUUCGACAGUUCCAUCUUCUCGAGCUGUUGCAUCAGCGAAUACAACAACGGCAAAGAAGACUAUUCGACCGCCACCGACAUCGAAACCAUCUCUUGUACAAACUUCUUCGACCAAAUAUCGAUCACGUUCAAUAACCACAGCUACUAUGAAUCCGCCGGGUUCAACAGUAAUAAGUAAACGCACGCGCACAACACCACCCGUGGUAAAGAAAAGCACCGUAGAGCCAAUUGCACCUACGAAGAAAUUCAAUAAAUCGACGGAAGAGAAAUCAUUGUGUACCAUCGAACAAAUGAACUCAACGUCGAGUGAAUCCAGUAUUGAAGAAAAUCAGCGACAAAAUAAAUUAUUAGCGAUCGUUCAAGAUGAAGGAUAUUCCACUUGGUCGUCAUCCGAUGUCAAGGAUGAAAUCAUCUUGGCCAAUGUAGCGAAAAGUGACACAAACGAAAGGCGACGAAGUACUGGACUUGUUAAAAGUUGGCUUGACACAACAAACGAACGAUGUUCAAGGAAACCGGUGAAAGAAGUGGAGAUUGAUAAAUUGGAAGAAUUCACUCGAGAGUUAUCCGAUGGUUCAUCAAUUCUUUGUCCAUUUGUACGUAAUCGUUGUUCGAAUGGUAUUAUCAUUCCACUCGCUUCGACAACACUAACAUCAACAGUAUCACCGCCAUUACCAUCGCCAUCGAAUCCACUCGACAAAGAUAUCUCAAUUGAUAGUCUCGAAGCUGUUGCUGCGUCUCCUAAGAUGUCUCAACAAAAAGUACUAGCUUCCAAAUCAUCACUCUCAUCAUCCUCGUCAUCAUCGUCAUCGACAUUUUCUCGUUCUGAAACAUUCGAAAAAAUUCUAAUUAAUCAUUCAUUACCUGUUAUCAUUGACGAUCUUGCUGAUUCAACUGAUUCCACAUGUUCAGAUGUGAAUCCACUAUUCAACAUGUCAGAAUACAUUGAGGAUAAUUUCCUUGAUCAUGACCACAACUCUCCCGAUCAUUCUUCUUCGUUACAACCGCUAUCGACUAGUAAAACCGAAAUUGUCAAACCCGAAAAACGUCUCAUGUUUCCUGGUUUAUUCAAUCGUUUGAUUUUUCUUCGCCGUGUUCUCUCAGAUUCUGAUCUUCAACAAAAACUAUGCUGUAUAGCAGACGAUGAAGUACAAUUUCAUGUGUAUCAUUCAAAUAUCAUUCAGGAACAUUCGAUCGAACUGAAUUUAAUGAAUACAUAUGGUUCAGAUUCGGAAUUACACGUCUGGUCACAUGACUGUGCUGAACAACGAAGAUUCGUUAAUGAACGACAGCAACAACUCUUAAUGACAGCAAAAGAGUCGACAGCGAAACUAUCGCACAUUGAACGAAUGAUACGAAUGAAUUUUGAUGAUAGCGGAGCAGAUGAAACGAACACCUUCGAAUUAAAUAGCGAAGAAUAUGAUCAACAAUUAGCUGUAGAACGACAGACAUUGCUUCAACAGAUCUACGAAUAUCCUUGGUUGUUACAAGAUGAUGAUAUCGACCAAGUGCCCGUUUGUACAUCACCAAAUAGUGAACAACCGUUAUUAUCGCCCUCACCUGAUUUAGUUGUUCCAUCACAUAAUCCAGAUUUCUAUCAAUUAUGUGCAUUAACAAAUAGUAGUUCAUUUGCAACAUCUUUUGGUACAAAUUCUAGACAUACAACACCACCCAUAGCUUCAUCUGUUUUAUAA